ACAGUAAAGGCAAAAAAAAAAAAAAAAAAAAAAAAAAAAACUUGAACCCAAUAUUAUUAUUCUCCUUUUAAGCUUCACAUGAUCCAUCCAGUAAUUUCAUUUCAUUUCAUUAUUCUAAAAGAGGAACACACACACAGAGAUCUGAGCCGCCUGUGUUCCUUUACAACAACUACACCAGCAAGAUGAUUCAUUCACCACAUCAACAUCAUCUUUCUUAUUCAACUCUUUCCAUCGAUUCAGAUUUGUGGGAAUUGCUUUAGUUUAAGACCCAAAUAGGGGUUUUUCCAAAUUUGGGGUUUUUGAGUUUUUCCGAAUGUGGAGCAAGAUUAGGGUUUGACAAUUGGGGAUUUUGAAUUUCUGAUGGUGUAUAGAAAAUUGGUGAAUUAUUAUUAUUAUUUAUCUUAGUUGAAUUGGUAAGAUUAAGAACUAAGAACUAAGAACAGAAAGGAUUAAUGGAAGAUUAUUCUAAGUAUUCCCAUAGUCCUGCUCAUCUAGCGGUUGCUCAACGAGACCAUACCGCGCUUAAGAAACUUAUUACUACCCUCCCACGGUUGGCAAAAGCGGGUGCGGUUAACACCGAGGCUGAAUCAGUAGCUGCUGAGCUUGAUGCGGAUGCGGUUUCAGCGGUAAUUGACCGUCGUGAUGUUCCCGGAAGGGAAACGCCUCUUCACCUUGCGGUGCGGCUCAAGGAUCCGAUCUCGGCGGAUAUUUUAAUGGCGGCUGGUGCGGAUUGGAGUCUUCAGAAUGAGAACGGAUGGAGUGCGCUUCAAGAAGCUGUUUGUAACCGAGAAGAGAAUAUAGCUAUGAUUAUUGCUCGGCAUUAUCAACCAUUAGCUUGGGCUAAGUGGUGUCGUAGGCUUCCCCGUAUAGUAGCGUCGGCUAACCGUAUACGUGAUUUUUACAUGGAAAUAACUUUCCAUUUUGAAAGCUCGGUUAUUCCGUUCAUAGGAAGGAUUGCGCCUUCGGAUACUUACCGGAUUUGGAAACGCGGGUCGAAUCUACGGGCUGAUAUGACUCUGGCGGGGUUUGACGGGUUUAGAAUUCAACGGUCGGAUCAGACUUUCAUGUUUCUUGGAGACGGGUAUUCACGAGACGAUGGUAGCGUGUGUUUGUCUCCUGGUUCUUUGAUUGUUCUUUCACACAAAGAAAAAGAAAUAACGAAUGCGUUAGAGGGUGCGGGUGCGCAACCUUCCGAAGCCGAAGUGGCUCAUGAAGUUGCGUUAAUGUCGCAAACCAACAUGUACAGGCCCGGGAUUGAUGUGACACAAGCCGAGCUUAUUCCUCAUUUGAAUUGGAGAAGACAAGAGAGGACCGAACUUGUGGGACCCUGGAAAAGUAAGGUGUACGAUAUGCUCCAUGUGAUGGUGAGCGUGAAAUCAAGGCGGGUCCCAGGUGCUAUGACCGAUGAGGAGCUUUUCUCCAAUGAACAAGGUGGAGCGGAAAACGGAGUUGAUCAUGAUGAAUACGAUGACGUUUUGACACCUGAAGAAAAACGGCAAUUGAAUUCCGCUCUUAAAAUGGGGAACUCUGAAAAUGUUUGUGAAGAUGAAGAACAAAUCAACAACGAAAAUAGUGAUUCGGGUUCGUUCGAAAACUCCGAAUCCAACAGUAAAGAUAAGAAAAGCUGGUUUGGUUGGAACAAAAAGGGUUCGAAAAACAACGACCCCGAAGAUUCAAAGAUUCUAAAGAAGUUUUCGAAACUUAACGAAACUCAAAAACUAUCAUCUGAAACUGUAACAGAGGACAAUGGUGACUCUAAGAAAGCGAAAGAUAAAAGUGCUAAAAAGAAAAAGAAAAAAGGAUCAACAACAGAUCUUAAGACCGAAAGCGAGUACAAAAAAGGGUUGAGACCCGUUCUUUGGUUAACACCGGAUUUCCCGUUAAAAACAGAUGAGCUUGUGCCGUUACUUGACAUAUUAGCCAAUAAGGUGAAGGCCAUCAGGAGAUUAAGGGAGCUUUUAACCACUAAACUACCUACCGGUACCUUCCCCGUCAAGAUUGCGAUUCCAAUUGUGCCGACAAUAAGAGUACUUGUAACAUUUACAAAAUUCGAGGAGCUACAAGCCGCAUCAGAAGAAUUUUCAACACCGCUUUCGAGCCCAGCUCAUUUUCAAGAUUCAAAAUCUAAAGAACCGGAGGGGUCAACAUCAUGGAUCUCAUGGAUGAAAGGGAACCGCGGUGACCAGUCAAGCGACAGUGAGGGUCGCAGUUUCAGAGAUGAAGCGGACCCAUUCAACAUACCGACAGACUACACGUGGGUCGAUGCCAAUGAGAAGAAACGUAGGAUGAAGGCCAAGAAAGCCAAGAUUCGGAAACACAAGAAGAAAUCUGCGGCAGCAGAUAGAAGCACGGAAAACGGCACAAGCACAAGGCAGGUGAGUGAAGAUUUGGAGUGAUUUGAUUAUCGAUAUUUAGGGUUGUUGUUCGAUUGAUUGUUGUAUGCAAUCGUCAUUUCCGGUGAUGGUUUGUUCCAGUAGUUUUGGUAGUUUUCUCAGGAACAACUUCAACAUGGUGUAUUACUGUUUAAAUUAUAUAUUAUUAUUGCCUUUCAAUUUCAAACAA
This is a messenger RNA of Helianthus annuus (common sunflower), 2562 nucleotides long. RefSeq names its product ankyrin repeat domain-containing protein 13C. Gene Ontology annotation, molecular function: protein binding. Lineage: Eukaryota; Viridiplantae; Streptophyta; Magnoliopsida; Asterales; Asteraceae. The record is from RefSeq and is a predicted model, not a curated record. Gene Ontology annotation, cellular component: cytoplasm. The transcript is spliced from 3 exons. The coding region runs from base 453 to 2396 and encodes 647 amino acids.